Molecule: messenger RNA, 1260 nt
Organism: Aspergillus ochraceoroseus IBT 24754
Lineage: Eukaryota; Fungi; Ascomycota; Eurotiomycetes; Eurotiales; Aspergillaceae
Product: ankyrin repeat protein
Exons: 1
Coding region: 289-1248 (319 amino acids)
Source: RefSeq, a predicted model, not a curated record
CCUCGACCCAGAAACCUGAAGCUCCCCAAACCGGAGCUGGUGCUGCCUGCCGCUGCUUGGGGGGUGCCUGGUGCCGCCAGAGCCUCCGGCAUUUGGCCCCACGCGGUUUCCUUUCCCGCAUUGUGCUCCGUCCAUCGCCCGCAACGCUUCCAUCUUCAUCAUUUAAGACCACCUCUUCUUCUCGCUGAGAACGGUCACUCAUCUGGUUUAUAUCGGACGCCUUUCUUAUCGUUGACAGGACUGGGAUCAUCUCGUCAUCAAUUCCUGCAUCAACCACACUCGUUCGCCAUGACCACCACCCCACAGUAUACUUCGCUCCCGCCGGUUCCUGCCAAACAUGCGGAUUUCCUCGCAUACCUCAACGAUCAUCCCCAGGACCCCCUUGGUGAUCUGCUGAAGCCAUAUAAUGAAUAUGAUGCUGUGCUGCGUAGGAUCUUUGCACAGGAACCCGAACAUCCUGCUGGUGCCGAAAAUGUGCUCAACUUGGUACCGCUGUUUGAUGCCAAUGGAUCUACGGACGUGAGGAUUCGCGCGAGGAACCUCGCUGCAGAGUCGGAUGAGGCCAAAUCCAAGUAUCUGCUGCCACUGAAAGAUGAAGCCCGCAAGCCUAAUGGCUCUCUCGCGACCGUGUCCAGCAUCAGGCAGUUUCAGACCAAUUUUAACCUUUUCUCGGAGAAUUCCUUGAGUGAUUUGGACUGGAGCAAUGUGGUAGCAGCAGGGAGUGCCGUGACCACAUCUCUGUUGCCAGUUCCAGAAGAUCUCGCGGAUUCAAAGCGGGGCCUCCGUCAAUUUUACCACGAAAAGUUUGCGCCUGCCUCAGAUGUGGAUUUGUUUCUCUAUGGCCUGACUGAGGAACAAGCUAUCGAAAAGAUCAAACAGAUCGAAAGAUGUAUCAAGGACUCCAUUCUAACCGAGACAUCCACCAUCCGCACAAAACAUGCUAUUACUAUUGUUUCCCAGUAUCCAACCCGUCACGUACAGAUCGUCCUUCGUCUGUACAAGUCCAUUUCAGAGGUCCUGACUGGCUUCGAUGUGGAUUGUGCGUGUGCCGCCUAUGAUGGGCGUCAGGUGUAUCUCGCCCCACGGGCGGUGAGUGCAUACAUCACCCAGGCCAACCAAAUUGAUCUAUCAAGACGCUCACCAUCGUACGAAAAUCGGCUCUCCAAAUACUCCCAUCGAGGGUUUGAAGUGUUCUGGCCCGAUUUGGAUCGCUCCCGCGUUGAUCCGGUGAGAUUCCUGGGCUCAUAACCUCCUAUUGGC